UGAUGACGUUCAGACGUACAUUCCGUCCCGCUUCCUCAGUUUCUGACUCACUCUCACAUGAUUCGUCGGUUUCGGUACACGUGACUCCCAAACCGCCAGAACCACGUCUUCCGGUGUCUGGGAAAGACUGCGCAGUGAGAUCCAACCAUGGUGUCUAUCAGGAUGCAGAUGGUUGGCUGCGCUCUGGCUGUGAUUGGCUGGAUCCUGGUGCUGGCCAUGUAUGUCACACCCAUGUGGCGAGUUACAACGGUCACCGUCAACGGCACUACUCAGAGCGUGUGGGAGGGCACGUUCAUGAGGUGUUUGAGGAAAGGGGGAGGAGACAGAUCCUGUAGGUCCUAUGACUUCCUCGUGCCUUUGAGCCCAGACUUUGAGGGGCCGUCCUCUGUGGCCCUCGCCGCCGUCAUCACAUGCUCCGCCGGGCUGGUCAUCUUCAGCUUCACAGGCUGGUGUGCCAAGCUGGUCUUCAAGGAGCGAACCAUGGCGAGGUUCUCUGUGCUGUCAGGCGUGGUGAUCCUCAUCGCCGCGCUCCUCUGCUUCAUUCCCGUCUGCUGGACGGUGGACCUCAUCGUACGGGACGACCACGCCGCUCCGGUGGGAGGAACUCGGAAAGUGGAGCUGGGGGCGUGUCUUUACAUCGGCUUUGUUGCGGUCGUAGCGCUGGCGGCAGGCUGGCGCUUUCUGUGUACCAGCUGGCCUGUGAACCAGAACGUCUGGUUUUGGCCGAUAUCCCUGCACCGAACGGAAGGCAGGGAGACGGAAAGCCAUCAAUUACGCUGAAACAUGGAAUCACCUGAAUUUGUUUUUUUCAUUUCAAGUGCCUUAGGGUUCCCCUUCCUGUGGUGGAGCGGUCUGAAAACUCACUUUACAGUGUAAUGGGUCCUGUCAGUGGACUCAAACCCAUCUGCCAGUAUUAGGACGGACGUUCUACCAUGAGGCCUCUUUGCUGCUGAAAUACUCAAACAAAACCAACAUUUCAGUGUUUUUUUAAAGUCAUAUAGGGCACAUUUUUGAAGAAAAUGUCACAUUUUGGCAAUAAAGCCUUCCUUUUUAAAUUUU
Molecule: messenger RNA, 1059 nt
Organism: Oryzias melastigma (Indian medaka)
Lineage: Eukaryota; Metazoa; Chordata; Actinopteri; Beloniformes; Adrianichthyidae
Product: claudin j
Exons: 2
Coding region: 148-780 (210 amino acids)
Biological process (GO): bicellular tight junction assembly; cell adhesion
Cellular component (GO): bicellular tight junction; plasma membrane
Molecular function (GO): structural molecule activity
Source: RefSeq, a predicted model, not a curated record